Molecule: messenger RNA, 1486 nt
Organism: Zea mays
Lineage: Eukaryota; Viridiplantae; Streptophyta; Magnoliopsida; Poales; Poaceae
Product: NDR1/HIN1-like protein 10
Exons: 1
Coding region: 363-1202 (279 amino acids)
Biological process (GO): defense response to other organism
Cellular component (GO): plasma membrane; plasmodesma
Source: RefSeq, a predicted model, not a curated record
ACCGCAUCCCCUCGUCUCAUGAACAAUCACACCCUAAAUUGGGCAUUAUUGUUCGAAACAAAAUUAUUUGUUAACUGUUUUUAAAGACUAAAUCGUGUUUCAGUUUUCGACGUGUGUUUAAAGCCUUAAAGCUUUGCUGCAAGGAUUCGUAAUUUCGUAGCCUUAACGGUUUCCUUUCUACACAGUGCUUGUUCAAGAUUUGGUACUCCCGAAAAGUGCACAGUUACGUCCACCCAUAAAAUCCCAAUUCUUUUCGGACUUUACUUUUCAACGGGCAGACGCCGUACACAAUUCACCUCCGCGUUCCGUUGGCCGCCUGCCUGCGCGGGUCAAGGACGCAACGGCAACGGCAACGGCCCGUAAUGUCCCGGGAACGUGAGACCCUCAGAAACCACCACAACCUAGGCUACGGCCUGUGUGUCAGUGUGUGCUGUGUACAUAGACGUUCCCUCCAUCGAUACAUGCGUGCACUACUAGCUGAUAAUCGGAAGUUGCAGAAGGCCAUGGCCAGUCACGAGCACAAGAUCGACCAGCCCUACUACGGGCGCCCGCCCAUCCCUCCCGAAGCACCGGCCGCCGGCGUCCGCCCGCUGGCGCGCCGGGACGCGUCGUACGCGCUCCUCUGCCACGCCUUCCGCGCGCUGACGCUGGCGCUCAUCGCCGUCGGCGUCGUGGCGCUGGUGCUCUGGCUCGUCUACCAGCCCAGCAGCCUCAAGGCGUACGUCGACUCGGCGCAGCUCACCCGCUUCGACCUCGACAACAGCGGCACCCAGACCCACCAGCUGCGCUACAACCUCACCGUGGGCGUCAGCAUCCGCAACCCGAACCGGAAGCAGGCCGUGCUGUAUAGGCGCCUGGACGCCGUGGCGCUCUACGGCGGCGAGCGGCUCGGGUACGUGGACUUCCCGCGGGCGCGGCAGGAGCGCAGGAGCACGAUGGAGGUGCGGCCCAGCUUCCGUGGACAGGCCGCCCUCGCCGGCGCCGGCGCGGCGGCGGCGCUGUUCGGCAGGGAGAAGGGCGAGGGGUUCUUCAGCAUCAACGUCAAGCUCCACACGAGGGUGCGGCUGAAGGUGGCCGUCGUGGACAGCGCCGAGUACAGGCCGGACGUGGACUGCUACGUGAGGGUUCCCGACCCGGGCAACGCCACGGCAGUGGCGCUGGGGUUCACGCCGACGCAGUGCCAUGUCGACGACUUCUCGUGACACAGAGAGCGGAAACUGCGAGGAAUAAGUUUGAUGUUACGUGGACGAAUUGAUCUGUCAUUUCCUGUUUUUAUUUAAAUCUAAAGCCAACUAAUCGUAGCUAGGACGAUUGUUCUAUUAUAAGAUAACAUAUAUAGAUCCUGGUUGUCCUUAGGCCUUGUUCGUUUACGUCGGAUUGCAUCUGGAAUCGUUCCAGCUAAUCAAAGUCUAUAUAAAUUAGAGAAGCAAUCUGGUUAGAAAUCGUUCCGACCCAUUAAUCCGGCACAAACGAAAAGGCCUUAAUC